AUGAUACAAUUUCGACGUUUUGUGAAAUUGGCACGAAAAAUCAUCACACCGGAUUCCAUUCCCUCAUCCGACCAUUAUGAAAUCUUCAUUCGACCGGCUGCUAGUCAUAGACCACAAGUCGAAGGGCACAACGUUUCGAUUUUGAGGCUCUUAUUUUAUUCACAGAACCGAAACCAUAUCAGACAAGACAAGAUGAUCAUCUAUCUAAAGGUGGGCAUAAGAGACUCCAUCAAAUCUUCCAAUCUCGACUCCACCGAUGGUUCUUCAUACGGCUCAAACCCACCGAUUUCCUCCAAAAUCCUCACAACUCGAGACAUCCGAGGCCUGUGUUCGGGUGUAAAAUCAACACAAGCCAUUGCCAUUUGCAACACUUUAACCAUUGUCUCCUCCUCUUUCUCCCCCAUAAGCAUAAGCACCGGAUCAAACAAGUCCGUUCUCCGUUCCUUACGGAUAAUCAACCGAGCCCAGUCGACAAGGGACAUGGCCUGGCCACUUUCCAGGCAUUCAAGCACCACAACUCCAAAGUUGUACACGUCAGAUGACUGGGAAACUGUCCUUGUCUCUGUGAGCUUCCACAGCCCUACAUCUGAGACGAGGCCGUAUUUUUGUGUGUUGAGGAAAAUGUUUGAGGAUUUCACAUUUCCAUGCACGAGCAUACCCCCAUCUUGCCUGUGUAUGUACUCGAGACCCCUUGCAGCACCAAGUACGAUUUUGAGUCUUGUUUCCAAGUCUAACGUUGUCCUGUCAUUGCCUCUUCUCGCCUUUCGUGUAGAAGUACGCCUUCAGUUUUCCGACAUUAUUGUGCCUCAUUCUUCGAAUUAUCUCCAAAUGUUCUUCGAAUACCUCGAACGAGACCAUCACAUCCCUCAACCGCUUAACCACAACCGCCUCUCCAUUGUCAACAGCAGUAGGACCAUAUCGGACGUGAACACUGGCCUUUCUCGUGAGAAGUUCGAGCAGCAGAACCCCGAAGCUGUACACGUCCGAUGCUUGGGACACCAACGUGCUUUCGGCAUGAAUUUCGUAUCUAUCAUCUCGGUUACACCAAGAUCCGAUACAAAGCCGUACCCUUGUGAAUUGAGGAAUAUAUUGGACGCCGUAAUAUUACCGUGUACGAGCUUCCCGCCAUUUUUCCGGUGUAUUUCCGCGACACCCCUCGCCGUGCCUACUGCAAUUUUCAUUCGGGUCUCCCAGCUUACGAAAGAUUGA
Messenger RNA from Striga asiatica, 1209 nucleotides. The record is from the annotation of a GenBank genome assembly. NCBI's taxonomy places the organism in Eukaryota, Viridiplantae, Streptophyta, Magnoliopsida, Lamiales, Orobanchaceae.